AUGACAACUCAAUCAAUGUCCCGAGUUAUUCAAUGUAUGGAGGGACAAUUUCAAUUUUUGAUCCCACCCAACACUUGGGGAAAAGAGAAUGAUGAUGGAAAUAUACAAAGAGAGCUGGCGGAAAAUCCGAUUGUUAUUCAAAAUGACGCCAACUUGGAUAACGCGCCAAUUGAGGGAUUGAUUAAUGAGAAUUCGAGAAAUGAGGUGGGGAGUUUAGUUUUUUUCUGGGCGGAUGGGAUAGGUUUCAGAUACACGUGAUAUGUUUUUGAGUUUUCUGAAAAAUGAGAACUUGGAAAUUGAGAUGUUAUUAGGAGUGAGUGAGUGAAACCUGAACUUCUAGGUCAGCUUGAGACAAAAAAUAGUUCCAGAAAAGUUCAUUGCUUGAAAAAUGAACUUUGAGGAUUUUUAUAAGCUUUUGAAAAACAAGAUGUGGUUUUUCUGAUAAGCGAAAUUUUGAAGAAUUCCAAUUAAAACUCAGAUUUGUGAUCUUUGAAAUUCUGAUUUUGCAUUUUCAAAGAAUUUUUCUGAUAAACAAAAAUAUCUUAACUUAAAUUCUAAUCAUUGAAAAAAUCCCUAGAAGGACAUGUGAAUUAAAAUCUCGUGAAAACAAUAAAACAAACAGAGGCACGUGGGGUUUGAAGUAAACAAAUUCUGGAAAUUAAAAUUAGAUAGGUCACGCGAUGUUUAUAAACAAAAUUCUAGAAAAUCAAACUUUGAAAAAAUGAGCUUUAGGGACUCUUGUAAGCUUUCAGAAAAACAAUUUUUCCAGAAAGUUAUGAAAAAGUCACGCGAAGUUUUUUCAACAAAAAAAAUCAAAAUUUUAAUUUUAAGAAUAAUAGAAAACUUGAGAAUCUUCAAAACCUUAAAAGUCUUCCAAAUUAACAAAUUCAAAAAUAAUAAACCAGGUCAUGCGAUGUUUUAAGUGUAGUUUUGAUUUCAAAAUAAAUUUAAUCUCGCAAAAAAAAAACUAAAGGAAAUGAGAAAAUUUUUCCGGCUCUAUCAAGUUUUCCUGCAAGUUCUUCUAAUCAAAAAUUGUUAUUCCCUCAAUCAAAGAAAAAAAACCGAAGAACACAAAAAUGAUACAUAUCCGAUCAGAAUCUUAUCCUCCACAGUUUGCACUCACUCAUUUCUCUAAAUAAAUACGAGGGCAGCGCGGAAAAUUUAAUCAAAAAAUCCUCCGUUUUUCACAUAUCAGACAUGAAAUGUCCUUUUGUUUUUGCAACGAAAAUCUCACGCAAUCUCAAAUUUUGCCCGAACUUUUUCUCGCUUUACCACCAAAAAUCCGCCUUCCAACAAAACAACAAAAUACAUUCUUUGUCUAAAUGAGAAUGAAAAUGAAAAUUGAGCACAGAAAUCCAAAAAGUCAAUCAGUGUCACGGGAAUUUCUGUGUGUGUGUUGUAUGUCUAUUUGUAUGUUAAGAGCGGACAAUAUUUAUCAAAACUCUCGAGAUUUUCUUUUUGGUACAUAGAGUUUGACUAAUUUUUUUGUUCUUUCUUCAUCAUCUCGAGAAAAUGAUUUCUUGGAAAGGGAAGGAAAUUGAUAUAUAUGUAUUUCUCAGACGUUGUCACUUAUCUGUAAACAUGUUGGAACUUGCCCGAAACCACAAUGUUUGGAACCCUUCAAACCUUUUGGACACUGCUGUGAGAUCUGUGGUAUGACAUAUUUGAAAAGACUCUUUUGAAAAAAAUUUCCAGGAGCCAAAGGCGAUUUUCCACGCGUCAGGUUUUCACUAUACCGAUGCUUUAUUGAGAACUGCAAAACUUUUGACUGAUAUGGGCUACGCUGAAACACACAUGGUUUCUUUGGAACUCGUUGAUAAAGUUGCAACCGAUUUUAUCUAUGAGGUUGUAUUUUGAUUUCAAAGUUUCAAAAAAUUUCGAUUUUCAGUUAGUAGUUGUUGCCAAGGAUAGCGAAAAUUAUCGAGAUGAAAUUCACAGUGAAAUUGUUAAUGCGAUGGUCAGAGAUCUCAGAUAUAAUAUGGGAACAGCUUAUCAAUUAUCAAUUCACUCUUCAAAUGUUUAUUUGUCGAAAACUGAUCGAUCCAUCAGAAUUUCCUCAAUUGUUUUCGGAUUCCUUGUUUACGCUAUGAUUAUUGUUUUGUGCAUUGGAGCGUAUUUGUAUAAAACAAAGCCGGUAGCAACAACAAAUUUUGGUGCGGUCAUUCGGUGGAAUAAAUCGAAGGAAGGAUGUUAAGGUGGAACUUGAAACUGGUGAAGAAGUUGUUGAGAAACUUGCAAAUGAAGAGGAACCUGUUGUUGAAGAUACAUCUGAAGAUUUGAGCUCUGAAGUUGAAGAAGUUCCAGGAGACGAAAAACUCAUUGAAGAGGUAUCCACAAAAUUAGCUGCUGAAAUUAUGCAGGAAGGUUUGAACCCUAAUUUUGCAAUAGAACUUGAAGAAAUCACCGAAGAACGGCUCAUUGAAUGA
Messenger RNA from Caenorhabditis angaria, 2426 nucleotides. Lineage: Eukaryota; Metazoa; Nematoda; Chromadorea; Rhabditida; Rhabditidae. The record is from the annotation of a GenBank genome assembly.